Messenger RNA from Erigeron canadensis, 1207 nucleotides. Its product is annotated as histidine protein methyltransferase 1 homolog. The coding region runs from base 185 to 1081 and encodes 298 amino acids. The record is from RefSeq and is a predicted model, not a curated record. The transcript is spliced from 8 exons. NCBI's taxonomy places the organism in Eukaryota, Viridiplantae, Streptophyta, Magnoliopsida, Asterales, Asteraceae.
AGAGGUGACCUAAUGAUUCACAACCGAAAAACAACCAAGAAAAUACCAUAUCGCUACGACAAUCCCCGCCUCAAGUCCUCAACUAAACCCUUCAAAAAACCUCAUAAACUCGCAUAGUCGCAUUCAUAAAAAAAUAAGAAAAAGAAAAAGAAAACCAUUUAAAUUUUGCAGUAAAUUGUAAUUAAUGGCUUCAGAUGAAUCAAAACUUGAUUCCUUCCAGUUAUUUCCAUCAUCAGGGUUUUCUUUUCUUGAUAAUUCCCCUGAGAAACCUUCUCUUCCAAUCCCACCUCCUCCUUGUAUUGAAGUUUUUAUGUCUCAGGUUUCACCUUCUGUAAAACCCACUUUUGAGACUGUCAGUUUUGAUGGACUUACUCUCCUCAAGGGGAGGGUGAGUACUCAAGAAGUUUUUGCGUUGUCGAAUUCUGAUUUAGUACCAGGAAAAUAUGAAGGCGGAUUGAAGUUAUGGGAAGGCUCAUUGGAUUUGGUUAGGACUCUUCGGUUGGAGGUCGAAUGUGGCAAUCUGUCAUUACCUGGAAAGAAAGUAUUGGAGCUUGGUUGUGGCCAUGGGCUUCCCGGAAUAUAUUCUUGCCUACAGGGCGCUGCUGCUGUACAUUUUCAAGAUUUCAAUUCGGAGGUUCUACAGUCUCUCACGAUUCCCAAUGUUGUUGCCAAUCUUUUUGCAAAGUCUAAGUCCGAGGAUACUCAGGCAGACGUCCAUUACUUUGCGGGCGAUUGGAGUGAAGUACAUCAAGUAUUGCCUUAUUUACAAACUGAUGAUCAGGACAUGAAUUGUAGGUCAGGGACAAAUGAAAGUUUUGGUUAUGAUAUCGUUCUCAUGGCCGAGACGGUUUACUCAAUUUCAACUCUUCCUGCUCUAUAUGAACUUAUAAAGAAGUGUACUAGUCAUCCUCAUGGUGUUGUUUACAUGGCAGCAAAGAAGUAUUAUUUUGGAGUUGGAGGGGGGUCAAGACGUUUCAUAUCACUGGUUGAGAAAGACGGUGUUAUGGUGGCUAGCCUUAUUGCUGAGGUUGGGGGCGGAUCCUCAAAUGUCCGUGAAGUAUGGAAACUCCAAUUCAAGUAACAUUCAUAAAUUUAUGUAUGUCUUAUAAUACAACCACCAAUCUCCACAUGAACUAAACUUCACUGUUUCUUUUCUUCUAAGGAUUUGCUUCAUUCUAAAUAGAUGAAUUAUUUUGUUUUGCUUCAA